Chlamydomonas reinhardtii is the source of this 8468-nucleotide messenger RNA. RefSeq lists its product as uncharacterized. Gene Ontology annotation, biological process: potassium ion transmembrane transport; regulation of membrane potential. The transcript is spliced from 15 exons. Gene Ontology annotation, cellular component: membrane. The coding region runs from base 438 to 6371 and encodes 1977 amino acids. Gene Ontology annotation, molecular function: voltage-gated potassium channel activity. NCBI's taxonomy places the organism in Eukaryota, Viridiplantae, Chlorophyta, Chlorophyceae, Chlamydomonadales, Chlamydomonadaceae. The record is from RefSeq and is a predicted model, not a curated record.
UCCAUUUGCACCCACAGCGGCGAGCACGGCCUAACACAGCCCACACUCAACGUCCAUCGCUCGAUUUCUGCGUUGGGACUUUUAACUUGGCAAUUUUUAGAACACAGGGCUCUCGUGUAGGCACACUCGCUCGAUUUCCAGUGGAACUUGUGACGUUUUAUAGUGACUAUAUGAGAGCAGUGAGCAGCGCGUUUUAUCUUUGGUUGCAUGCCCCUUAGUGGCACCGCGCUGACGCAGUAAUUUAGCGAAGCAGAGUCAGAAGAGGCGGGCCGGGAACUGUGGCUUUGUCAGGGUUGCGAAGACAGGAGCGCAGAAAGCGGACAUCAAAAUGAGGAGCUCCAAAAUUAUUAACCUUGUCAUGCCUAGGGCCUCGGCAGCGGCAGCGGCUUGAAGGGCCCGGCGCGUGACCCCGUCGGUGGUGGAAAAGCUCCAGCCCGAUGGCCGCGAGCGUUGCCUUUCUUCACCAAGCAGAGUAUGAGGCAACGCUUCGAGAAUAUGAGGAUGAGGCUGCUCACCGUCAUCAGGAGGAGGAGGAGCAUGACCUCACGCGCGCGACCAGCGAUGCGGCGCUACGCGCUAUCCGGGAGGGAGGCGCCCAGGGCCUGGCGUGGGCGGCUCACGACCGGCAGGCGCAGCUGCGGCGGAACCUGCUCAAGGGGCAGAACAAGCCGCGCGACAAGAGCUCAGCGGUAACCAACUGGCUCUCCGCUGCCGGCGCCGGCGCCGGCGGCGGCGGCGCCGGCGCCGGCGGCGCGGCCGGCGCGGUGGUCUCGCCCGCCACAGGUCGGAAGCGGCAGGCGGCGUCCAGUGCGGCGGGAGCGAAGCGCAGUCCCUCGCUCCGGCGCAGCUACAGCACGAUUACCCGGCCCAGUUUGUGGCACCGGACGGUGCAUGCGGACUGGCGAGGCAUCACUGACAGUAUACUGCCCAUCAUCAACCCGGACACGCGGGCGAAGCGCGCGUGGGACCUGCUGGUCAUGUCCAUGGUGGUGUGGACGGCGGUGACGGUGCCGCUGUCGGUCAGCUACGGCAUGCCGCACACAACGCCCUGGGACGUGGCCGAUUACAUGAUGACUGUGCUGUUCGGUAUUGACCUGCUCAUCAACUUCCGCACCGCCUUCUACAACUUUCAGGGCGAGCUGGUGCGCGACUCCAGCGCCAUCACGGCAAACUACAUGAAAAUGUGGUUCUGGAUCGAUCUGGUCGGCACGGUGCCGUUUGACUCGCUCGUGAUCGGCGUGGGGCUGGUGGAUCCAAACAACGCCUCCGACAACAGCGCAAUGGCGGCGCUGGGGUUUCUCAAGGCGCCGCGCAUGCUGCGUCUGGGGCGGCUGCUGCGCUUCCUGGAUAGCUUUAAGAACGCCAAGAUCUUCCGCAUUGUUCAGUUGUUCAUGGCUAUGAUCCUCAUCAGCCACUGGUUGGCGUGCAUCUGGUACAUGAUGUACCGCUUUGGCGGUAAGGACAACGCCGAGGACUGGGCGUUCAAUGUGGCGACGGAGAACGAGGACUCGGCCAUUACAAGCUACGUGGCGUCAUACUAUUUCUCGUUCCUUCUGCUGGUGGGCGAUAACCUGAACGCCUACAACAACUAUGAGCGCACCUUUUACGUAAUUGUGCUGAUCGGUGGUACCUUCUUCUACUCGGCGGUUGUGGGUCAGAUGGCAACGCUGGUCGCCACAAUGAACGUCGCCGUCAACCGCCACGCGCAAAAGCUGCUGAUGGUGCAGGACGCGCUGCGCUACGCGGGCGUGCCUGACCAGUACAACGAGAAGGUGCAGGGGUACUUUGAAUACUUGCAGGCGCGCAGCCACCCGGGCGGCGAGGGCAUGCAGUUCCUGUCGGAGCUGCCCUCCAGCCUGCACCUGCGGCUGUGCGAAUUUCUGCACAGCCGCAGCCUCAAGAAGGUGCCGUUGUUUGCGGACUGCGAGGAGGGCUUCCUGUCGGCUCUGGCUCUGCGCAUGCGCAUGAUCAGCUUGUCGCCCAAGGAGGUCAUCUUCCGGGUGGGCGACGCCGGCAAGGAGAUGUACGUGAUUAAGAAGGGCUGCGUGGCGGUGACGUCGCCCAACGGCCAGAUGUGGUCUCUCCUGGUGGCGGGCGAGGUGUUUGGCGAGGUGGCGCUGCUGUCCACCGGCAAGCGCACAGCCAACUGCACUGCGCUGGGCUUCGUGGACCUGGCGCUGCUCACCGGGCCCGACCUGCAUGUGGUGAUGCAUGACUACCCGGUCAGUGCCGCCAUCAUUGCGGAGCGGGGCGCGGAGCGCGCGAGGUCGCUGCAGAACAAGAACAAGAUGUGGCUAGAGAUGUCGGAUGAUGAGGGUGAUGGCGACGUCUGGCUGGGAGAUGAUCCAGAUGAUCUGGACGCGGGGGCCGACAACGACAGCAUCGGCAGCGCCGCACCGCCGGAGGACGACGCAGACGGCGACGCCGCCGCCGACAGCAGCGACGGCGACGCCGGCAGCAGCCGCAGCGCCGCGGCGGACGGCGAGGGCAGCGGCGGCGGCGGCAGCGACCCGGGGGUUGCGGCCAAAGUGCUGGCGGGGGAGGGUGGCACGCUGACGAAGACGGCGGUCGUGCUUUCGGGCCGAUCGUCGCCGGAGGAGGAGCCAGCGGCGGCGGCGGCGCGGUUGGGCUCGGGCCGGCCGCCCUCUGGGCGACCGGGCUCGGGGCGGCGGCCCAUGAGUGCGCGGAAUGGGCGGCUGGUGGCGGAGGCUUGGAGCCACGGCGACGGCGACGGCGACGGCGAGACGGAGGGCGGGGCGGGUGCGGGUGCGGCGGCGAUGAGCCGUGUCAGCAGCCACCGCCGGAGCGGCGGCGUUGGGGCGCCGACGGUGCCGCGGCUCUCUCUGGAUCUAAUGCACCCGAGCCAACCUGGCAAACCGCAGCCGGAGCCCGGGCCAGGGCAGGGGCCAGGGCAGGGGCAGGGACGGGAAGAGCAGGCGGCGCCGCCAGUGCCGUCCGCGGCGGGUGGUGAGUAUGAUGGGGCGGUGCCAGGCAGCCCGGUCGCGUCGCUGACGCGGCAGCCGUCACUAGCGCGGCAGCCGUCGCUGACGCGGCAGCCGUCACUAGCGCGGCAGCCGUCGCUGCCGCGGCAGCCGUUGCUGGCGCGAUCGACGUCCAGCGGCCGGCGCAUGUCUAUGUUGCGCCGCCGCGCAUCCGUUGAGAUGUUGCUGGAGGGCGACGAGUUCGCGGCUGCGGCGGCUGCGGCUGCGGCAGUCAUGCGGACGGCGGCGCUGCCACAGCAGCAGACGCUGCUGCGGCAGGCCACCAGCAACCGGCGGCAGUCCAUGGCGUUCUGGCUGAAUGACGAGGCGUCACAGGGCACGCUGGCGGCGCUGGCCGCCGGCGGCGGCGCUGCUUCGCCUGCCGGCGGCGGCGGCGCGGCGGAUGGCUUCACGCCAAAGCAGGACGGGGAUGAAAUUGUGUGGCUUGCGCCGCGCGCGGGCAGGCGGCGGUCGUCAGACUCUCGUGCAGCUGACUACGCCGACGCCGUAGCAAGCGGCGGCUUGAGCAGCAGUCGAGGGCCGUAUCAGGCGGCGCGAAUGCAGGCGGCGCAGCAGCAGCAGCAGCGGCCGCAGCCGCAGCUACAAUCUCAGCUACAGCCGCAGCCGCAGCUACAGCCGCAGCCGCAGCAACAGGCGGCGGUUGCGGUGCCCGCGGCGGCGUCAGCCCAGCUCUUGCGCAUUUCGUCUUCCAACCUGAACUACGAAAGCCCGGCCGCCUCCCACCGCGCCGCCACCGCCAUCGCCGCCGCCACCGCAUCGCCGGCGGCGCUUGCGGCUGCCGCCGCCGCAGCGGCCGGCGGCCGGCCAUCCACCGUUCCCACUCGCAUGCCGGCAACGGGCUUGCCUACCUCAUCUCGCAUCGUGCCUCGCCGGGGCGGCAGCAAAGAGUACACCAGUGCGGACCAACCCUUGGGGGCGGGCCACUCCGCUGCCGCGGCCGCGGCGGCGGCGGCAGUCGCGGCAGCAAUCAACGGCGAUCCUGACUGGGAGCAAGCGGCGGCAUAUGCCGUGGCUGCGUCCGCCGCCGCCGCGAAGCAGGGCGCUUGGGGGCCCAUGGCUACGCCCGACUCGCCAAUAGAAUCACCGCAAGGGCGGCCGCCCAUGCCGCCCCCUGCUCCCUUGCCGCCAGCGCCGGCGCCCCCGCCUCCGCUACACCUGCACCUGCAGCCGGACCGGCUGCGCAACCGCGCCGCGGGCGCGGGCGCAGGCUCGGGCCCGGGACCGGUGGCCGAGGCGGCGGAGGGCGAGGAGGGGCAACAGCAGCAGGCGCACGCAGGCUCACCCUUUUCCACGUCUGCCUUCUCCCCUGUGAACCUCAUGAAGGCCCUUGCCGUCUUAUCGCCCUCUCGCAUCAACCGCCGCGGCAGCACAGACAACCUCCUGGCCUCGGGCGGGCCCGCGUCGCCCAUGCUUGCGCGCCUCAGCACCAACGAAGGCAGCGGCGGCGUGCCGCAGGUUGGCAGCAGCGGCGGCGUGCCGCAGGUCGGCAGCGGCGGUGGCGAGCCGCCCAGCCAGCUGCCGUCUGGCGUCGCCGUCGUCAGCGGCGGUGCGCCGCAGGUGCCCUCCGCCGCCUACCUGAAGCUGCACCGGCGCGGCAGCGGCGGCUUGCCGAUGCCGGAGGCGCCGCUGGGCUCGCCCAACGCGCGCCGCGCGCCGCGGCUGAGCACUUCUUCGCCCGAGCCCGCCGGCUCCCGCCACGCCGGCGCCGCCGCCGGCGGCGGCGGCGGCGGUGAUGACGGCGGCCUGGUGGAUGACUUGGGUCCGCUGGCGGCGGGCGACGAGCUGGAGUGGAUCUCCACCCGCGCCAAGCUGGGGCACCAGCUGACGCACACGCGCAGCUCGCAGCUGCGGCACGCCACCAGCUCCGAGAUCCUUAACCAUGACGACUUAGCCCGGCUGGCGCCCGACGGCAGCCCUGGCGUCGCCGCCGGCGGCGCGCGCGGCCGCCACAGCGUUGGCGGCGGCCCGGCCAGCCUGCUGCCUGCAGGGCAGGCGGCGGCGGCGCCGCUGCACGGGCGCUCCAGCGCCACCGGUUUGAGUGCCGGCGGUCCCAGUCAGGGCAGCACCGCUAACGGCAUGAUGCAGGCAAUGGGCACGGCGCGCUCGCGGCGUGCCAGCGUGGACCCUUACGGCCAGCGCGCAAUGGGAAUGAAUAUGUCUAUGCGCAGCCGGCGCAGCAGCUCGGGCAUGCAGGGCCGCGCCGGCUUUCCGUACAUGCCGCCUCCGCCAGACGGCGUCUUCGUGCCGCGGGAGUCUUGGAACACGUUGCUGCAGGCCGUGUCCAAGCUAGGCUACUUCGAGGACGUGCUCCAGCAGCUGCUAGACCUGGUGACGCAACAGGACGAAGCCAUGGAACGGCUAGAAGCCAAGGCCGAGCGAGCCAAUGCCAUGGCCAAAGCAGGAGGCGGCGGCGCCUUUAGCGUGCUCGGCAUAGUGGCAGACCACCCCGCGCUCAAGGCGGGUGGCGGCGGCGGUGCGGCGGCGGCGGGCGCAGGCGCGCCCGCCGGAGUUGGCGCCGGCAGUGCGGCACUGGCGCGCAGCUCCGUCGGUGCGAACGGCAGCAUCUCGGGUGGCGGCAGCGCCGGCGCGGUAAACGGCAGCAGCAACGGCCGUGGCGGCAUGGGCGCAGCUGCCGGCAGUGGCAGCGCCCGCGGUGCAGCCAGCCGCCGCGGCAGCGCGACGGCGCUGGGUGGCGGCGGCGCCGACGGCGCCGAUGGCGAGGCGUCGGCGCCGCCGUCGGGACUGCCGCUGUCCGGCCGGCAGCGGUUGCAGGGCACGGUCCGCGCCAUCGGCACCGCCUCGCGACUUCGCAACAUGCUGGCACGCAGCAGCGGCGGCGCCAGCGGCACCGCCAGCGGCACCGCCAGCGGCAACAACAGCGCCGUCUUCCGGGGCUCCUUCGCCCUGCCGCCGGGCACGGCAGAAAUUACCGAAGAUGGCGGCGCCGUCGAGCCCGGCGGCAACAGCAGCUCUGGCGGCGGCGUAGGCGGCGGCAGGACUAGGAGCGGCGCGCCUGGCGACGGCGGCGGCUCGGGCUCCAUCCGGGUGCAAUCCUCAACUGGCAUGGGCGGCGGCGGCGGCGGCGGCGACAGCAGCAGCCCCGGCGGCUCAAUGCGGCACUCGCUGGCGGCAGGGCUGCAACGGCCGCGGCGUAGCUCCAUCCUGGCGGCCGCGUCGGGUCCUACGCCGGGGCUGAAGAGCGCGCUCAAGGGCAGCAGCAGUGUGAACAAUGGCGGCGGGCCCAGCGGCACCUACAUGGGUGGCGAGCCGGGGAGCCCCAUGGGCACCGCGCGCUUGGGGUCGCUCGAGCCGUCCUCGCGACAGGGCACCAGCCUCACCUCCACGCCGCGCGGCCCCGACUGGAAGUAGCGGCGGGGCUGGGGCGGGUGCGGGGCGGGCGGCUUGCCGACUGCUUGCGGGGAGGAAAGGGGGCGCAGGGUGUGCGGCCGGGCGUAUGGGCUCGGCUAGGCCCUGGUUGCGGAGCGUUCACUACAGGGGACGGAGCCUCCCGUCGAGAGCUGGUGGGGGCUGGCGCCUCAGCGCCACCAGGCAGGUCCUGCAGAGCGCGGGCCGGUCGCAACGGGUGCGCAGCUUGGCACACAGUUUCAUGGCAAGUGUUGUGACUGUGCCGAUACAUAAUGGAACAUCAAGAUGUGUGUGUGUGUGUGUGUGUAUGUGUGCUGUACCGGUAUUCUUGGAACAAGGUUCUCGGGUUUGGCAUGAGCUAAAGUUGGGUGUGUCGGCAAAGGGUGGAUCUCUGUGAUGCGACUUGCUACCGACGACCACUAUGGAAGCGCCGGGGGCUGCGGCAUGUGUGAGUGUGUGUGUGUGUGUGGGGGGGGGGGGGUUGGAGGUUGUUGUCCUGUCCGCGCCCGCAGGGCGGGCAGCGUUCGCAUUGCACUUUGGCUGGUGGUUGACAAAUAAUCAAGUGGUUGGUGAGUGGUGCGACUGGUGCCUAAACGCUGGCGCGUGCAGCGCAUUGGGUGUCACAACGUCGUGGGGGACUGGGGUGCCGUGCCGGAUGCCAGUGUCAGAUGACAAGGGAGACACGUCAUCAAUACACCCGGUGUCAGCUACCAGGACCUGUCUAGCAGCUGAGCUGCGCGGUAAGCAGUGCUUUCUCAACGUGCGGUCCUGUCUGAAUGCCGGGCGCGAUAGGCGUUGGCCGUGCUUCAACGAGUUGCCAACGCGCCCGGCAGGAAUUUCUUGAAGUGCGUGCUUUAUCUUGCGCUUGCCGCAAACGAGGCAAGCACUCAACUGCACGUACAUUUGGCUGUGGGGUUGAUCAAGCGGGUUGGGUUAGCAUUGCAGAUUAUACGGCUUUAGUACUGCGCAUGCGCGAGGGGGGAGUGGAUUAGCUGGAAUCAUAAUUGUUGUCUUUCUUUGCUCAAGCAAUUUCGCCGAGCGCACGCGCAAUGCCUGUGUGUCACAGUACGAAGGCACCGGUCCAUGCGAAACCGUGCACGAGCCGCAUGCGGUUGGGGAUGGGGCAUUGUCACAAGCGCAUCCGUGACACAUAUGCACACACAAAGUGGCGGCUUCACGAUACAGGUAUUCCGGACUCCCGGUUUGUAACAACUCUGAGCCGGAUGGUUUCAUGGUUUGUAUAUGCUAUGCGAGAUACCAUAUAGUGCUUGUUCUCGCCCGGAUGUGUUCAUCUUGUUUGAAUGUUCGGACAAUCGCCUCAAUGCAUGGGCACGAGUUGAGCGUAGGUGGCCAAGCUAGCCCCUGGGGUUUUGCGAGCGUUUUGGCCAUGUGCAUUCUUUGCGGGUUGGCGGCGGUUGAUGAGGCGUUGCCCUUCGACAAUACGCAACACAGUUACAUUCAUACAAAUGCAUCGGCCCGAAGACCACUGAUGAGCUUUGACGCCGCCUGGUCGUGCGCGUGAUGGGGGGAGGGCUCUGGGCUGAGGACACACGCGUAUGUGGCGUGGCAUACGGGUGCGGUAGUUACGGCACUCCCUGGAAGAUGGGAGCACUGCGCCGAGAGGUCAAGCUAGUCAAGCAAGAAGUGUUGGGUCAAAAGAAAGCAUGGUACUGCAAAUCUGCAAUGGAAGAAACCGGCGCAGGACAGGUUGGCCCCAUGGGGUGGGAGCGUCCAUGAUACCUAAAGAAAUGAGAGUGUAUUCGGGUUCGCCCUUGCGGGCUAUGCCCCGGUGCGGUUGAGUGCUAAGAGCUGUUGCUCAGAGCUAGCGUUGGUGGGUGGAAGGCGUUUGCGCUUUGCGUGCUGUCCUGUCGCUCGGGGCGCCGCAAAUGCUGCUGUCCAAGGAUUGACUGGAUGUGUUAGUGCAUGCUGUGGCUGAUGCUUGUGCCUCACUUUAAAUGCCUGUGUGACAUGCAUUAAUGCAGCUGUGCCUGUGCAAGCUCGAAGACAAACUGCCCGAUUUCGGCAAGUGAUCUUGACUGAGUGUGACGCUGUUGACGUAACAUAAUGAAUGAAUGGUGUGCAUUGUAAGUACGUUGGCUG